Messenger RNA from Priceomyces carsonii, 2388 nucleotides. RefSeq lists its product as uncharacterized. Gene Ontology annotation, biological process: DNA replication initiation. The coding region runs from base 1 to 2388 and encodes 795 amino acids. The record is from RefSeq and is a predicted model, not a curated record. Gene Ontology annotation, cellular component: DNA replication preinitiation complex. NCBI's taxonomy places the organism in Eukaryota, Fungi, Ascomycota, Pichiomycetes, Serinales, Debaryomycetaceae. The transcript has a single exon.
AUGACGACAGAUCAUAGUUACAAUAGCAAUGGAAUGAAAUUGCCAAUAACAUUUGAUGUACAGCAGUCACUUUCGAACCAUCACGUAAUAUCAAUAACAGUUCUUCAACAGAUACCGAAUUUAAAUUUUAAUGAAUUGCAUGUUACAUUUUCAAACCAAAGAGUUUUCAAAGUACAGAAUGAAGUCCACAAGAUUUUAAGUUCAUUUCCGGCGAACUAUUUCUUAGCGAAGAGUCGACACCUUGGUUCAAGCGAAAACUCAGAGACUAGUCUCAUUUAUAGCAUUUUUAAUGAAAUCUAUGGCAUUAUUAAUUUGGAACGAUCGACACGAAUUGAAAGCAUAAGGUCAGAACAUAUGCGACUAAUACCAAGGUGUACAGAUAUUACAGAGUUCUUGAAUAAUAUAGCAAAUAAACUGAUAAGUCAAGAAUCAAGACCUGAACAUGAAGUCAUGUUCAAGACCUUUUCGAUGAAACCACCAGGCACUGGAAUCGACAUUAGAAAAGAGAAAAAUAUAUUAUUUUCUCCUCAAUCAAGUGAAGACCCCUUAACUUUUCUAUCUUCAAGAUAUUUCAGCACGCUCUAUUCUUUGAGCAGUCCCUUAAGUUAUUUUCCAAAGACUGCAUUAUCAAGAUUAAGAAACUUAUGUGAUAAUAAUCCAGAAAUGAUAUCUCAAGUCAUUAUCAAAGUUACUUUACCAGUAGAGGAUAUGGAUAUGAGACAUUCUAACAAAUAUGGCUUACUCAUGAAACUGAAAGAAAUGUUUGACAAUGAUUCUAGGUCUUUCAAUAUUCAUCUUGAGAAAGAAAAUCAGGAACGCUUUCUUGACAGGCAUGAAGGUCUCUUCAAUAACCUUCUAUCUUCUGAUGACGAUAACCCCACAGCUAUAGCUCAAAACAGGGAGCAGGAAGAAAAAGUAGAUAAUUUAUUGUUGGACUUGAAGGUGAGAGAGGCUCAUCUACAAUUUAUACUACUAUUAGAGUUAUUGUGCGCUACGAAUGUUGAAGAGUCCAAUUUUCUUACUGAAAAUUCUCAGUUGCAAGAAGAGGAAUUAAAAAGAAUCAGCCAACGAGCAAGACAAUCUUUAAUCAGAAGAAAAAGUAAAAAGGGUAGCAAAAAGAUUAUACCGACAUUUUUAGGCAUGGGAAUUGAUGUGAGCGAGAAACCACAAGCUAAAAAGGAGCGACAAACGUCCAUUUAUGAUUCUUACACAAUGUAUUCGUCAUUAAAUACCCUUAUAGAUAGAAUGGGGCUUUGGGAUACACUUUUGAUGUCUAAUAAAAAUUUAAAAGACCAAUCAAUAGACUUUUUAGCAUACGUUGUUAUCCCAUAUUUUAAAAAGAGACUUCCCCUAAUUGUUGGGUAUAUCACAGAUAAGAUGAAGGGCCUGAAUCUCAAGUUAUUGCAUAGGAAUUCAAAGCUGAAAUCUUUGGAGCCAAGCGAGGGUUCAGAUAGACAGAAAAUAACCAAGGUUACUAACAGCGCUCAUUCCAAAUAUAAAAAAACCCUUCUUCGAAGAAGGAACACAUUAAAGGCGUCUUCGAGCGUACUUGAAAGCGAUGGACUACUUCCAGCAUUAACUUUCAAAAGAUCAAAGUCAAACCUUUCUUCAAAAAAUUUACAAAAAAGACAAGUUGAAAUGUCUUUAAGCUGGAAGCAGCAUUCCAUCAGUGAAGAAGGGAAGAAGAAUGAAAAUACAGACAAUGAAAAACGGUCAAAAGACUCGAUAUUUAGCAAUACAAAGAAAAUUCAAGAGUCCUUGAAUGUUCAAUCCUUUGCGGAGGUAUUUGAGACUCCACUUAAGAAGCAAAAGUUCUCAAAGGGAUCAAUUACCCAAGUGGACAUGACGCCUAAUAAGAAAACCGAGUCACAUUCUAAGAGCAAGAGUUCUUUUUCACAAGUUGAGAUGACUCCAUCCAAUAGGACGCAUCUUCGUUCAAAUAUAAUAUCUUUUAAAAGAACGCCGAAUAAAGACAGAAUAAAUCAUUCUACUAGUUCUAGCAACCCUUUUAUCACGGACAUGGAUGAUCCCGCUCUUUAUUCUUCACCAGCAGAGUCUCAAAUUACCAGCUCUCCAACUAACUUCACGAAGCGCCAUGGUAUUCAGCUACUUGAGGAUUCUCAAUUGACGUCAAUGCAUAGUCCAAAAAAGAAGUACAGGCCUGGGGAUCCAAUUCCAAUUCAGAGUUCUCCUUACUAUAAGUCUAGAGAGAUUGAGAAACCAGAAAAUCUAUUCUCAGGCUUUUUAUCCGAGGUAGAGAAAGAUGUUCAUACUAGCGGAAAUGAGUUACAGAGAAUCUCAAGUUCUGCUCUAUCUACUAGUGUACAGUGUUCGGAAGAUGAGGUCCAGUCCGAUGGCUAUAAUACAGAGGAGACAGAUAAGGAUUGA